Messenger RNA from Oncorhynchus mykiss (rainbow trout), 4849 nucleotides. Lineage: Eukaryota; Metazoa; Chordata; Actinopteri; Salmoniformes; Salmonidae. The record is from RefSeq and is a predicted model, not a curated record.
UACCAAGGUAUCACAUGUCACUCACUAGCGGGCCAUGUAGGCUAGCCUACAGUAGGGAAGUGAAUUGCACUUCCUCCUUUUACACACCACUGUUCAGCACAGCAUUUGGGUAAUAGGAGUAGCCCACAAAGUGAAAAUGGAAAGAGCGAAAACUGAACGGGGCUGUGUCCUGUAAUUGCCUAUUCACUUUGUAAGAGGAAAAAACAUUGCGGGGAAUGACAAUCGAUUCUUAUUAGAACGCUCCAACAACACCUAUUCGGCGACGAGCAGCAGAGUCAACGUAACAUUUUCAGAAAUACAAUGGCAGCGACCUAGGUCAACUUCUGGACUUGCUUUCUAAAAGGAUCAAAGAGGGGGCCUUGCAACUUUUUGAAACUUGUUGGAUACGGUGGAGCAAGGACGCAAACAUGAAGAAACAGUUUAAUCGCAUGAAACAGCUCGCCAACCAAACAGUUGGAAGAGCCGAGAAGACUGAGGUGCUGAGUGAUGACCUUCUACAGAUCGAGAGGCGCAUGGAGCUGGUCCGUCUGGUGUCCCACAACGCACACAAGAGACUGGUCACCUGUCUACAGGGUCACAUCGGAACGGAGGCAGAAAAGAGACACAAAAAGCUCCCUCUGACAGCGCUGUCCCAGGCCAUGCAGGAUGGAGGAAGCCAACUGGGGGAGGAGUCACUGAUUGGUAAGAUGAUGGAUGUGUGUGGGGAGGCAGAGAGCAGACUAGCGUCUGAGCUGAUGCAACACGAGGUCCAGCUAGAGAGAGACAUCCUGGAACCUCUCAACCAGCUAGCAGAGGUGGACAUUCCCAACAUCCUGAGACAGAGGAAACAGCUGGCUAAGCUAGUCCUAGACUAUGACUCAGCCAGAGCCAGGUGGUUGCAGGCAAGCAAGUCUAUUCACUUUUCCACCAACUACCAGGCCACGGCCGCCAAGGUUGAGACUCUCAAAGACGAGAUGGACGAGGCCCUGAACAAAGUGGAGAUGUGUAAGGACCAGCUGUCUGCUGACAUGUAUAACUUCUCCUCCAAGGAGGGCGACUACGCCCGAUACUAUGUUAUUUUGGUAGAGGCCCAGGCUGACUACCACAGGAGGUCUCUGGCUGCUCUGGAAGGAGUCCUGCCGACCAUACAGGCACAGAACGACUCAUGGAUGGAGAAGCCUGCGUACGGCACGGCUCUGGAAGAGCACCUGAAGAGGAGUAACCGUGAGAUCGCCCUGCCCUUAGAGGCCUGUGUCAUGAUGCUGCUGGAGACUGGCAUGAAGGAGGAGGGUCUGUUCCGAAUCGCUGCGGGGGCCUCCAAACUAAAGAAGCUGAAGGCAGCGCUGGACUGUUCCACCUCCCAGUUAGAGGAGUUUUACUCCGACCCCCAUGCUGUAGCUGGAGCCCUGAAGUCCUACCUCAGAGAGCUGCCUGAACCCCUUUUGACCUUCUCACUGUAUGAUGAGUGGACACAAGCCUCCAAUGUGUCUGACCCAGACAGGAGGCUUCAGGCUUUGUGGGUGGCAUGUGACGGUUUGCCAAAGAACCACAAGGCCAACUUCAGGUAUCUGGUAAAGUUCCUAGCCAAGCUGGCCCAGGACAGUGAGGUGAAUAAGAUGACUCCCAGUAACAUCGCCAUAGUGCUGGGACCCAACCUGCUCUGGUCCAAGACUGAGGGGACUCUGGCAGAGAUGGCUGCUGCUACCUCGGUCCAUGUGGUGGCCAUCAUAGAACCCAUCAUCCAGCACGCUGACUGGUUCUUCCCAGAUGACGUGGACUUUAACGUGUCGGGCAUGUUCGUGGCCAUGACCCCUGAACCUGACCCAGGCCCUUUCGAGAGGCGACGCCCCGGAAGCCUGGUGGACGGGGACACCCCCCGCAAAGACAGCCCCGCUCCUAACAAACUGGGCGACCCCACCCCCACCCCACGUAGAACUGCCACUCUAAAUAGAAAACAGCACCAUCAUGCUUCUUCGCCCGCCUUCCAGCCCCCUCUACCACCGCCAGAGGCUGGAGGAGUCACCCAGACCCAGCCUGUGGCUGAGCCCCAGACCCAGGAGCAAACUCUGUGUGGGAGUACGGAGGCUGGCCAGCCUGGCCUGGCUGGGGGUGGUGGGGGUGGGGGUCAGGGUGUGGCACCAGAGGUCCAGGUGACCACAGGGCAGCAGCCUCUGCCUCUUACCCAGCACAGCGCUGAGGAGAAUAGCCCUGGCCAUGACCCCACCACCACCCCCGCUCCCCUGAGGAACGGGGGCUCCCAGCUCACCGUGGGGACGCCCCACUCCCAGGCAGGAUGCAGGGGUCCUAGCCCCCACAUUGGACGCAGAGGUACUAAGAAGCAAGCCCCUGCCCCACCCAAACAGGCCAACCCCUUUGUAGCUAAUGUCUCUACCCUUGGCCACAGUCCCGCGCCUAACAACCCCUACCCCCUCAUCGCUCCACGACGCCACUCUGGUAAAGAAACCCCCAUCCACGCCCCCAGCCACCCGCCCCCACAGCCCCCUCAGUCUCAGGGGGAGUCAGACCCCUCUCCGCCCCACACCCCCACACCCCCUAGCACCCCUCCUCACGAUGGUCCAACCUCCACCCCCUUCACCCCUCUAUCCUCCUUCCACUCUGGCUCCCUCCCUCGCCCCACCAGGCCGGCUCCGAAGCCACGCUCCCGACCUACAGUUCCCCCGCCCCGUCAGCCGCCCACCAAUGACGACAGCAACGGGCCCAGCGGCUCUGCCUCCAAGGUCAUCACCGAUGCCAGCCUGAACUUGAAGGGGAUUGGCCGAGCCCUUAUCCCUGAAAUUAUGGUGGACAUACAAGGGGAGAGCUCUGCUGGUCAUGAGCCCUCCCCGUAUCCAACCCCACCCUUGGACCCUGAGAUCCAAUCAGAGAGCACCAGUCUGUGAAAGCGGGAGGGAUCACUCCAACUGACAUCACCAAAAAACAUUCUGCCUCUGCCCAAUUGGUCAAUAUGCUAGCCAUUCAUCCAAUCGCCGUAGUCGCCGUAGUUACUCCAUAAUCCAAACUCAACACUGUUGGCAUCCACCACCCAACACCCUCAACACCAACACCCUUCCAUCCAUAAACCAUCAACAGUAUUGGAACUGGACCACAGGAUCACCCCAUGUUCAUUGAACCUUCGUUCUGCUAAACAUGAUAGGAAGUUGGCCUGCAGCUAGAGAUGCCACUGUAGCUUUCUAUUAAAUCAACCAAGCCUGUACUGGGACUGGACAAUAUAUAUAUAUAUAUAUAUUAAAAUAUAUAACCACUGAACUCCAAUGCUGGUGAAGCUGUAAUGUUAUGACCCAGUACCUGGAAGCAUCUGAUGCAAAUCUGAAUAUACUGUUUCAUCUUUGGAUCCAUUGUAGAAUGUUGACAUUGAAUUGGGGCUGGGUGGGAGGCUAAGCUUGUAAACCUAAAAGCUCAGAACUGGUAUGAUGUAACUUUCCUCCCUGUGGUACAUGGUAUGGUGGUUGUAGGAAGAUUCUUUGAAUGGAAAUUGCUCAUUUGUAUGUCCUCAAUGCAUUACCUAAGAUUGUCUACAAAACUGCAAUUUUGCCCCAUUUGAGAACUUUCUUUAAUGGUUUUUAAUGGGCCAAGUAAUACAAAUGUAAUGCAGAAAGUGCUAUUGAUGAGCAAAUACACAUGGUGAGCCCAAAGAAUCCUAUAAAUUGCCAUACUUGAUUUGAUGAGAGCUCUCAAGGACCAAAGAUGCCAGUUGAUGAAUAAGUACAUUUGGUGAGUGUGCUGCUUUGUGUUUGUAAUAUAAAUGUUUUAAUAGUUGCCAAGGACCAAAUAAGUAUCAAUGAGGAGGCCAAUUUAAUUAACUGCAUUCGUUUCACACUGUGUCUUCUCCACUCCCAAUAUUCACCCUGUUUCAUUUGUUGUUGUUUUUAACCUUUCUUACCGCAAUAUACUAUAGGACUGUGUUUUAUUCAACAGAGCUGAAUUCAAACAAAACAGUCACCCCUGCCAAAAAUGUGUAUACCAAUCACAGAUUUCCCCUUUAAAAGAAAGGUUAUAUAAGAAAAGUGAUUGGAUAUUCCCUGCCACAGAUUUCCCCUUUAAAAGAAAAGUUAUAUAAGAAAAGUGAUUGGAUAUUCCCUGCCACAGAUUUCCCCUUUAAAAGAAAAGUUAUAUAAGAAAAGUGAUUGGAUAUUCCCUGCCACAGAUUUCCCCUUUAAAAGAAAAGUUAUAUAAGAAAAGUGAUUGGAUAUUCCCUGCCACAGAUUUCCCCUUUAAAAGAAAAGUUCUAUAAGAAAAGUGAUUGGAUAUUCCCUGCCACAGAUUUCCCCUUUAAAAGAAAAGUGAUUGGAUAUUCUCUGCCACAGAUUUCCCUUUAAAAGAAAAGUUAUAUAAGAAAAGUGAUUGGAUAUUCCCUGCCACAGAUUUCCCCUUUAAAAGAAAAGUUAUAUAAGAAAAGUGAUUGGAUAUUCCCUGCCACAGAUUUCCCCUUUAAAAGAAAAGUUAUAUAAGAAAAGUGAUUGGAUAUUCCCUGCCACAGAUUUUUUUUUUUUUUGAGAAAUGAUUUGUUUUGAUAUCCGUUUUGAUUUAAUUUAGCUCAGGAAAUGGACAAGCAACAGAACAAUAUCCCAGGUUUUAUUUUAUUUUAUGAUUACUUUUCAAAUUUAGGAUGUUAUGUUGACAAUCUUUAGUGGGUCACCUGGCUUCUCACUCUGCUUGUGAUUAUUGCCUUUUUUUCACUACAUUGCACGUUUUGAAUGUGAUUUGCUUGUUUUCUGCCCGUGUCUUUUCAACCUGAAAAUGAACAAAGAUUUUCGAUAAUGAGUGAAUGGAUCCUCCACUGUUUGUUCAUAUUAAAGGAAAAUUGUUUUGGGUAUUAUUACUCUAAAUAAACAAAACAUGAAUUAAAACA